AAACACGUUCCGAAGGUCGUGUUUGCUUUCCAGGCAACUUUUGAGGCUAACUUCAGUCAUACCAGUUAGUCUCCGCCCUCCUCUCUGUUGAGUGUGUAGUUGUGACCAAAAAGUUCGCCUCGACUGAGGGAAUAUACUCAGCCUAUCUCCCCAAACUGAUCCAAUUUCAACAUUUUACCCAAAGACCUGUGGGUUUACGAGCACGACCCUUGAGACCAUGUCAAAGGCCGAAGGAGAAGAGAUGAUAGAGAUCGAGAUCGACGAACAGGAAAAACAAGGAUGCUUGGAGGAAGGCAUGGAGGAACAGACCAUCAUGGCGUCGGAUCUGAUUCAGCAAGACAUCGACAUCAAUGAGCCAGUGGGCAAUUUGAAGAAGCUUUUGGAGCCGCGCAUCCAGAUCUCCCUGGAUUCAUAUGACAUUUGUUUGCAGGACAUUCAGCUGCACCCCGAUCACAGCCUCUUUGAUCAGGGCGUCAAAACAGACGGCACAGUGCAGCUCAGCAUGCAGAUUAUUACCAAACCAGGUGAGGAGAAGUUGAACAUUUUGGAGAUCGUGAAGCCGGUGGAGACGGUGGAGGUGGUGAUUGACCCGGAUGCCGCCGGGGAGGAAAGCUCCUUGGUGGAGGAGGGCCAGCUCAUCGCCGUGGAGCGGUCCGGCCUGUCCGACGAGACCUCGGAGCAGGUCACACGCUGGGCAGCCGCACUGGAAGGAUACCGCAAAGAGCAAGUGCGACUCGGCAUACCGUACGAUCCCCUCCUGUGGUCAGCAGACCAGGUGAUCCAUUGGGCUGUAUGGGUGAUGAAGGAGUUCAACAUAGACGAGAUGGAAAUCGGCAGCAUUCACAUCCCAGGUCGCGACCUCUGCUCUUUCAGCCAAGAGGAAUUCCUCCAGAAAGUGCCAAACGGAGAAAUACUGUGGAGUCACCUCGAGCUGCUACGCAAAUACGUGUUGGCGAGCCAGGACCAGUCCGGAGGGGAUUCCACUGUCACCAUUGAUCAACCUGUGCAGAUAAUCCCGGCUCAAGUCAGCACGCCCACUGCCAUUAAGGUGCUGAAGCAAAACCGCGGACCCCGAGCGCCUCGCAUCUCUGGAGAGGAGCGCAGCUCACCUGGCAACCGCACAGGCAAUAACGGCCAGAUCCAGUUGUGGCAAUUCCUGCUGGAGUUACUGACGGACAAAGACGCCAGGGAUUGCAUCUCCUGGGUGGGCGAGGAAGGGGAGUUCAAACUCAACCAACCCGAGCUGGUUGCACAAAAGUGGGGCCAGCGCAAGAACAAGCCCACCAUGAACUACGAGAAACUUAGCAGAGCCCUCAGGUACUACUACGACGGCGACAUGAUCAGCAAGGUGCAGGGCAAGCGCUUCGUCUACAAAUUUGUGUGCGACCUGCGGACUCUGAUCGGCUACAGUGCCUCCGAGCUCAACAACCUGGUAACAGAAUGCGAGCAGAAGAAAAUGUCGCGGAUUCAGAUGCACCACCAGCCCAUCACCACGGUGACGCUGGCCACUACCGCGAUGGACAAGGACAGUUGAAGGCCUUCAACUCCAGUAAAAACUCCACUUAUGAACUCUUGACCUUCCUGACACGCAGAGUUUGUUUGAGCUUUUGAAAGUGGACAGGAGGGUAAAUGUCAUUUUUGCGGUUAUGGAGAGAUGAAUGCUUGAGUGUGACUGAACUCAUGUUAACUCGUCUUCCUCGUCCGUAGCGUCCAACAGCCCACUGUAUAUACACCCACGCUUCAUGUUUUUGAUAGCUGCGACCACAUGUGUAUUUUCAUAUUUUUUCCUUUUAUAGAAAGACCCUUUUUGUAUUUUUAUUUUAGUCUAUGUUCCGUUACGUUUUUGGACCCUUUUUAAAAAAAAAUGUCCACAAAGGGGGAAUAAAGUGGCAAGCAGUUUUUCUGCGAUGUGGUCAUUCAUUCACAAAGUCAGCCAUACACAUAUACAUUCAAAAUUUUAUUCAUGAUAUGGAAGUAGAAACCUUUGAAGCAAAUGGUUAAUUUAAAUACACAGCAAAAAGGGGGUUCCUCCUUUUAAAACAUUCACCUGAAUAAGAGCUUCAAUUCACAUGUCAGUGUAGGGAUGUGAUAUGUGUUGUAUUCAGACACUGAAAACAGGACGCUACGUAUGCAGAAUGACGAAACAAGACGGGGAAAGUGAAGAUGGGGCGUUAAAAUCAAUCUUAUACAGUGGAACUUCCAAAGAUGAUAGGUGAUAACCACAGAACCAGAAAUGCGACAAAGGAAAGGGUCCGGCUGAGCAAAACAAUUACAGCAUUGGUCCAAAUAGUCUGAUCAAGACAGGUAGUCUGAUAUACAGGGUCUAGAGCUUUAGCAAACCAACAGGUGACGCCAAACUGCUUCUCUCUCUCUACAAGUGAGUCCGAGCAAAAAAAAACAUGUUUGCAACCUUCUAAAUACGGAUUUUAACAUCACAUGAACAUCUACACAUGAAGUGACACCUAUGUACCUAUCAAUGUAAAAUUACUGACCCCUCGUGACCAGUGUAGACUACUACAUAUCAUCACAGCAUCUUCUGAAUGCCUUAUACUGUAUUUGGAUUUUAGUUCAUUUAGCCCAAAAUACAUUUGCUUAAAUAUGCAUAUGUUUUGACUAAUAGGCUGUAUGUAUUCAACCCUGAAAUAGCAGGAUUUUUUUGGGGGGGAAACCUUGUGUUAAGAGUGAAGCUGUGAAGUGAGAAGGGAUUACUGUAUCCUUUUUUUUCUCCCUUUUGCAGUCUACCAGUUAUGUAGAAAAAAAAGUGUUUCCAAAAACAAGCGACAAGAGAUGUCUUGCAUUCAGGCUUAUCUUACAUUCUGGUCAAAACGUUACCAGGCAGAGCAAAUGUAAACAGCAUGCAGCUCGGAAGCACACUUUUUAAUGACUAGCAUAAUGAACGCGCUUGUCAAUAAACUGCACUUUUUUGUGUUACCGUGCUAAAUAUUUGUCUUCAAACUGUGAGCAGUUUUAAUUUAGUUUUAUUUUACAUUUGAACAAUGCCAGGAAUUUUAGUUAAAACAUUCCCGUACAGUUGAUAAUGGUUUGACGAUGACCAGUUUGACGCCGGCAGUGACUACAGUAAUCCCUAGCCACACAACUUCGGCCUAUUAUUGAAAAUUAUGCAUGUUUAAGUAAAGUUUAAGUAUUUUCGGCCUACAUUUCAAGCAUAAAAAUGACUAAUAACUAAUCAAAACGCAAAUAUAAGGCAUUUAGAAAUGCAUUGAAAGAUGCAUUAUGAUCUGUAGUAUUCUACACUGGUCAAGUGUCAGUAAUGUUACACUGAUGACACAAUAGCCACCACAGGGAAUACUAUGCAGAAACCGCAAGUAAAAAGGAACAAGGACUUCUCCCAAUGCUAUCAUAUGUGAGUCUACACCUACAGCUACUAUAUUGGGUAAUACGACUGUAAAUGUGACUGUAGGGGUGUUAUUUUAUGUCUAGAAAGCUCUGAUAAUGUUAACAACUGUAUUUAGAAGGUUGUAAACAGGUUUUUGUGAAUGAAUGUUUGGCGGUGGUUGAAGAACUGGAGAGCGAAUUGGGAGCCACGUUUCUGUCAGACUACCCCAGAGCAGCUGUGCCUACGGAUGUAGAUAACCACCAACAGUGUGUGACUGAGGAGUGAAUGAAUAAUGGGUUCGCUUCAUUGCGAAGCGCACUGGGUGCCUUCCAAACUCUACAAAAUGUAAUCCAUAAUUAUUUUUUAUGCUCGAACUGCGAAAAUAUUCCAUUUAUAAACAAGGAAUCCUACUUGGCGGAAAUUCACGUGUGGAACUAAUUAACCGUGAUGAAGGAGAGAUGACUGUACUUCUAUUUGCAUUAUGUUUUGUGGGGAAAAGUGCCUCCAAUUCAGUUUGUGCUCAGCUUAGGAGGUUCCACUGUUGUCCUAAAUAAUCAUAAAAAAUGAAGAAAAAAAAAACGGGCCACCUGAGCCCCUAACAACCAAUGUACAAUCAAUAACGGACAAUGGAAUGAUUUAUCUGGAAUGAUGGCGAUGAUUAUCUCACCCUAGUACGCCCCCACUAGGCCAAUAAGUGUUUGUCAGCAAUAAUAGUCACUAUUUUGUGGUGAUAACAAUUUGACUUUUCCCCAAAAACAACAAAAAAUAA
Molecule: messenger RNA, 4106 nt
Organism: Dunckerocampus dactyliophorus (ringed pipefish)
Lineage: Eukaryota; Metazoa; Chordata; Actinopteri; Syngnathiformes; Syngnathidae
Gene: gabpa
Product: GA binding protein transcription factor subunit alpha
Exons: 10
Coding region: 218-1534 (438 amino acids)
Biological process (GO): regulation of transcription by RNA polymerase II; cell differentiation
Cellular component (GO): nucleus
Molecular function (GO): sequence-specific DNA binding; DNA-binding transcription factor activity, RNA polymerase II-specific
Source: RefSeq, a predicted model, not a curated record